GCGCCCCCCGGGGGCGGGGCCUUCUGGCGGCGACUCCCGCGAAAAGGAGAUGGCCGAGGGAUCAGGGUCUCGGCGUCGCUCGCUGUAUAAACUGGUGGGCUCGCCGCCUUGGAAAGAGGCUUUCAGGCAGGGAUGCCUGCAGAGAAUGAGAAACAGCCGGGACAGGCUCCUGAACAAAUAUCGCCAGGCUGGAGGCAGUAUGUCAGGAGGAGCUCAGAACACCUUUCUAGUGCAGGAGGUGAUGGAAGAAGAGUGGAAUGCUUUGCAGUCGGUGGAGAGCCGGCCAGAGGCCUUGGCUCAGUUGGAGGAGCCGCUGGACCUGGCCGUGCUGGAGGAAAUCCAACAGGACCUGAUUGAUCAAGAACAGUCCAUCAUCAGUGAGUACGAGAAGAGCUUGCAGUUUGAUGAAAAGUGUCUCAGCGUCAUGCUGGCUGAGUGGGAAGCAAACUCCCUCAUCUGCCCUGUGUGUACAAAGUACAAUCUGAGAAUAGCAGGCGGUGUGCUCAUGUGUCAGUGUGGCCUGUACAUCCCAUCUCAUUCUCCGGAGGUGACAGAACAAAAGUUUCGCGCCUGUUUGGAAGACAGCGUGAACGAGCACAGUGCAUAUUGUCCCCACACGCCGGCAUUUUCGGUCACUGAAGGAACAGAGGAAAAGUCCAGUCUUCUCAUGAGCUGUCUGGUAAGCCUCCCCCAGGACCCAGUGGUAAAAGCGGGUCAGUGGUUGCUUUUACUCCCACCCUGGUAGGAAAGAGGCAAAUGUUUAUAAAAAUGCAGUUUACUCUCUGAGGAACUUUACUUGCAUAGAAAAGUGAAGUCACUUCAGUUAAAAAGGCCAAUCAUCCCCUGAAAGGGGGAGGGACAGAGGCAGCCCAGGUCGUGGAAGGAGCAGCAUAAGUGUCAUUACUGGUUACAACUUGUAACCAUAUAUUGAGAUCACUUUUGGGACUGGAAUAUAAUUUAAGCUAACUUUUUUUCUAUUUAAAUUCAGGCUUGUGAUACUUGGGCUGUGAUCCUCUAGAGCCAACCCUGAUGCACACGAUCUACUGGGUUGGAAACAAGUUCUGUCUUGGGAAGGGGCCUUGUAAAUACAGAUCUUUCAUUUAUAAC
This is a messenger RNA of Mesoplodon densirostris (Blainville's beaked whale), 1107 nucleotides long. It is a transcript of the gene RPAIN, whose product is annotated as RPA interacting protein. NCBI's taxonomy places the organism in Eukaryota, Metazoa, Chordata, Mammalia, Artiodactyla, Ziphiidae. The transcript is spliced from 6 exons. The record is from RefSeq and is a predicted model, not a curated record. Gene Ontology annotation, cellular component: PML body; nucleus. Gene Ontology annotation, biological process: protein import into nucleus. Bases 50 to 745 code for a protein of 231 amino acids.